Messenger RNA from Patiria miniata (bat star), 1936 nucleotides. Its product is annotated as PSME3-interacting protein-like. The coding region runs from base 123 to 950 and encodes 275 amino acids. The record is from RefSeq and is a predicted model, not a curated record. NCBI's taxonomy places the organism in Eukaryota, Metazoa, Echinodermata, Asteroidea, Valvatida, Asterinidae. The transcript is spliced from 5 exons. Gene Ontology annotation, cellular component: nucleus.
UGCAAGAUUUUUUCUAGAGGGCGCUAUUCUGUUUGCCGUAAAGUUGAGGAUUCCCGGUUUCUCGCGACUCAUGUUCGGCAUUAAGUCAGAGUUUCAUAGUUUUAUUCCAACAUUUUAGUAAUAUGGCUGGUGAAGGGGUAUCUUUCCGGUCGUUUGUCUCCGAGACAGAGUUGGAUGAAAAGCGAAAGCAAAGGCAAGAGGAAUGGGAAAAAGUUCGCACCGCUGAUCAGCCGCUCGAAUGCCCAGAGGAAGAAGUUGACCCUCGUAGUCUUUAUGAGAAACUACAGGAACAAAAAGACAAGAAACAGUCCGACUUUGAAGAGCAGUUCAAGUUCAAGAACAUGGUCCGAGGUAUUGAUGAAGACGAGAGUAAAUUCCUAGAUGAGGUUGCCGAUCGUCAGAUGGAGAUUGAGACAAAGCGAUGGAGAGAGGAGAAAGACAUGUUGGAGGAGAUGAAGGAGUACACAGAGAGGGUAGUACCGGCAGCUGAACCCAACGUGAAACUGACGAACAAAACACAGCCGACAGAAAAGACGACACCUGCUAAGACAAUGGGUGCCUCAUCAACCAGGAGAACACAAGCAUCACUCCUAGCUGGUGCAGUCAAGAGGAAGAGAAGUGAGUCCGACGACAAAAGUGGAGAAAAGAAAGGCAAAAGUGCCGCCUCCACCUCGGAGAGCUCAACAUCACGGAACGGAGCGGACUCCUUACACGGCAUUUCCAAUGAAUCACAGUCAACCGGUAUUAACCACACAACAGUCAACGAAACCGCCGAGCGGACAUUGGUGGACGAUGGCGACAGAGCACAAGUGGUCCGUAUCCUCCCUGGACUCGGUUUCUAUAGCAACAGCAGCGAUUCGGACACCUCGAGCAGUGACUCGGAGGUGGACUUGCUCAACUCGGUCAUCCGCAGGCCGACCAAAAAGAAGGGCAAGGCUUCUUGCCAUUAAAGUGGACAACAGAAUCAUGGGCAAUGGACUCUGUGCAUGGACAGUAGAGGGCGCUUGUGACCACAUUCUAGAGCCCUGGUGGGAGGGAUACACCAUGUACGGUUACUGAUUCAUGCGCAUACAAUGCGAAAUACGCAUGGCUAAUUUUAUUAUAAAUGUGGACAAACCCACAGCGUCUUCACGUGAGCAUCAGACAUUGCUGGCAUUGUGUUUGAGUGUCUCCUAGUGGUCUGCCCAACUUGAGUAUGUGUAUCCCCACUUGGUUUGGACAUGAAAGGCAUGAGCGUUUCUAGAACCAAAGAUGAAGGUGUUCUCAGAUAAGUUGAAUACAUGAGAUUAGGAUGUACCCAACUCCGCUAGUUUGGCCAGAAUGAGUUACAACCUUCAAGUAAUAGUCAGAAUAUACGCUUGAAAGUGUCUUUUCUUAGGCAUUCAACACCAUAAAAAACAAAAAUUUCGUCUCCGAACACUUUGGACUUUAUUUCAACUGUGUACCAAUAAAUUGUGAUUAGAUUUUGAACCUUCUUGCAUUCAACCAGUACUCUUGUCAUUUCAGAUUGAGUGGCAGUUUUAAUAUCUAGAACUUGAUAGACUCUUUGCAUAGUGCGCCCUCAUUGAUGACGGGUUCCAUUAGUCAAAUUCAGUGACAAUGACGGUUCGAACUGUUUACUCGUGACGUGCGUAUCAAAGAGGAACAAAGACCUGCCCUCGGAUAUGACCUCUGAUGCAAGGAGUCUAUUGCCUAGCCAUGCUAAUAACUGCUUAAACUUGUUUAAACUGAGGCAGUGUCUGAAUUACUUGGCUGUGGCUGGGUAUUGCAGUGCAUGCGCCUAUGCAAGCGGCUUAAUCCACUUGCCCCAGACAGUGCUACAUGUAUUGGUAGCCGUAGCCACAUCAUUUUGGAUGCAGCUUUAAUAAUAAUAAUGGUAUUACUUACCUGUACUCUAUAUUUCUGAAUAAAAAAGGAUACUUCACAGAAAAAAAGG